UUACCCCUAUCUGCUCAGCAAAAGCCACCAACACCAAUCCCAUCUUUCACAGAAUAAGAAAGCCCCCUUCCGCAAAACCCAAACAUUCCAUUUGCACACUCUCUCUCCCUCUCUGCUUUUCUCUGAGAAAAAGCUCACCGUCUUCUUGCUCCUGCACAGCCAUUUUCUGCAGUCUCCGAGGUGAAAAUGGCUCAGAUUUUGGCACCCAUCACCCAAUGCCAGCUGAGAAUUGCCAAGAACCCGGUGAAUGCAAGUCCUAUGGCAGCAAAGACAUGGAGGUCCCUCAUGUUGAGGCAGAAAAAGAGUGGAAAUUUGAAGAGCUCCUCCAAGUUCCGGGUAUUUGCAUUGAAGGCUGAAAAUAACACAAUCAACCGCCUUGAGGACCUGCUUAACUUGGAUGUCACUCCGUAUACAGACAAAAUUAUCGCCGAGUACAUUUGGAUCGGAGGGUCGGGAACUGAUCUGCGUAGCAAGUCGAGGACUAUUUCCAAGCCUGUUGAGCAUCCGUCCGAGCUUCCGAAAUGGAACUAUGAUGGAUCGAGCACUGGACAAGCACCGGGAGAGGACAGUGAAGUCAUCCUCUACCCUCAGGCGAUUUUCAAGGAUCCUUUCCGGGGUGGCAAUAAUAUCUUAGUUAUCUGUGAUUCUUACACGCCAGCCGGGGAGCCCAUUCCGACCAACAAACGUGCCAGGGCUGCUGAAAUCUUCAGCAGCCAGAAGGUCAUUAAUGAAGUUCCAUGGUAUGGGAUUGAGCAGGAGUACACUUUGCUUCAGACAAAUGUGAAGUGGCCACUGGGUUGGCCGGUCGGAGGAUAUCCUGGCCCACAGGGUCCAUACUACUGUGGUGUGGGAGCUGACAAGUCGUUCGGAAGGGACAUUUCCGAUGCUCACUACAAGGCUUGCUUGUAUGCUGGGAUUAACAUCAGUGGGACAAACGGUGAAGUCAUGCCUGGGCAGUGGGAGUACCAAGUAGGUCCGAGUGUCGGGAUCGAAGCUGCAGACCAUAUCUGGUGUUCAAGAUACAUCCUCGAGAGAAUAACUGAGCAAAUUGGUGUUGUACUCACCCUUGACCCGAAACCAAUUGAGGGUGACUGGAAUGGUGCGGGAUGCCACACCAAUUACAGUACAAAGAGCAUGAGGGAAGAGGGAGGAUUUGAAGUGAUCAAGAAGGCAAUCCUGAACUUGUCGCUGCGACACCAGGAGCACAUUAGUGCGUAUGGAGAAGGGAAUGAGAGGAGGUUGACGGGAAAACAUGAAACCGCCAACAUCAACACAUUCUCAUGGGGAGUUGCCAAUCGUGGCUGCUCGAUCCGUGUGGGCCGUGACACCGAGAAGCAAGGCAAAGGUUACUUGGAAGACAGGCGUCCCGCUUCAAACAUGGACCCAUAUGUUGUGACCUCACUACUCGCUGAAACUACAAUUCUGUGGGAGCCGACUCUCGAGGCAGAGGCUCUCGCUGCUCAGAAGCUUGCUCUCAAGGUGUGAAAAACAAAACCAUGUCGGCAGGUGAUAAGAAACUGCUGAAGGUGACCUAAAAGCCGAUCAGCUGCUUCUGGGUGGCAUUUCACCUUUCCUUUCCAGAGAGAUUAUUUUAGAAAAGAAAUCGAUCCCCGUGUAAAUAAAGGUCCCAAAGAGAUCCUUAGCCUUGGAAACUAUUUGUCGAACUUUUAUUUCGAAGUUUGCUCCGUUAAUGAAUGCUGGAACUUUUCUGCUCUGGGAUUGUAUUUUCUUGGAAGAAUUCCUUCACUCGCUUCACUUUCAAGUCCAUAACAUGUCCAAGCUCAAUUUUUAUUA
This is a messenger RNA of Punica granatum (pomegranate), 1794 nucleotides long. NCBI's taxonomy places the organism in Eukaryota, Viridiplantae, Streptophyta, Magnoliopsida, Myrtales, Lythraceae. The record is from RefSeq and is a predicted model, not a curated record.